Messenger RNA from Camponotus floridanus (Florida carpenter ant), 944 nucleotides. Its product is annotated as tol-Pal system protein TolA-like. The record is from RefSeq and is a predicted model, not a curated record. NCBI's taxonomy places the organism in Eukaryota, Metazoa, Arthropoda, Insecta, Hymenoptera, Formicidae. The transcript has 5 exons. Bases 1 to 882 code for a protein of 293 amino acids.
AUGAAUCGCAGAGACACUGCAUUCUCUCCCGUAUCACAGGUUGUAUAUAUAUCAGGAGCCUACUGUGAAAGAUUCAGUACCAUCAACAGUAUUCCGUGCAAGAUGAAGACUCUAGUAACGAUUGUGCUUCUAUCUGCCAUUGCAUCUGUAGUGGAGCUAAAAUCAGAUUCGAAAAAGCAAAAGCGCGGAGUAGCAUUUUUUGGGUCGCCCGAUUUAUUUGGAAUUGUGCCAGCAUUCGGUCCUGCAUCGUGGGCUCCUUCAAAUUUUGCGGCUUCGGCCUGGAAUCCGUUGAGCAAUCCAGAUAUUGCGCUCGCGCAAGUUCAAGUUCAAGCCGCGCAUGAUGUGGCACUUCAAGCUUUGAAGGAUCCGGCACCUGGCACACCCAGCAUCGCAUACCCAUCUGAAGUUUUAAAAGCGAUUCAACAAGCAAAAGAAGCGAAUAAUAAUGUUGCCCUCGCCCAGCAUAAAGUUGCGGAAGCGAAGCAAGCCACGCUGUUUCAACAGAAAAUUGCAUUAGCAAAAGAGGCAGCAGCGAGAGAGGCUGCUGCCAGAUCACAAAAAAUUUCUCAGCACGCCGAGGCCGAAGCUAAAGCCAGCGCUCGACAACUUGUAGCCCUGCAACAGAGAUUAGCAACCCUAAAAGCAGCUGUAGCAGCCGCACAAAGAGUAGCGGCGGCUAGAGAAGCCGCCGCAGCUGCGGCUAUUCAAAGAAACGCAGCUGAAACUGCCGCAGAAUUACAAAAACAGGAAGUCGAUAAACAAAUUAACCAGAGCGAACAGGAAGCUAAGGAAAAGAAUGUAUUAGCUGCAAAAGAAAAUGCAAUUGCAGCUGCAGUUCAGCAAGCAAGCUUACAAAAACCGGUUCAUCAUCCUUGGAGUUGAAAUUAUUUUAUAAUGUUGCAUUAAUACAGACAUAUACAUAUAAUACAUUUAUGGUGGUGGCA